This is a messenger RNA of Salarias fasciatus (jewelled blenny), 611 nucleotides long. It is a transcript of the gene sf3b5, whose product is annotated as splicing factor 3b, subunit 5. The record is from RefSeq and is a predicted model, not a curated record. Gene Ontology annotation, biological process: mRNA splicing, via spliceosome. Lineage: Eukaryota; Metazoa; Chordata; Actinopteri; Blenniiformes; Blenniidae. The coding region runs from base 78 to 338 and encodes 86 amino acids. The transcript has 2 exons. Gene Ontology annotation, cellular component: precatalytic spliceosome; U2 snRNP.
UUUACAGUGCCGGACACCGCGGAAGCGAGUAUCGCCGUGUUUAUCAGACCAAGCUUCCAGGACUCCCCUCAGCCACCAUGACGGACCGAUACAACAUCCACAGCCAGCUGGAGCAUCUGCAGUCCAAGUACAUCGGCACAGGACACGCCGACACCAGCAAGUGGGAAUGGCUGGUGAACCAGCACCGGGACUCGUACUGCUCCUACAUGGGCCACUUCGACCUGCUCAACUAUUUCUCCGUCGCCGAGAACGAGAGCAAAGCUCGUGUCCGUUUCAACCUGAUGGAGAAGAUGCUGCAGCCGUGUGGACCACCAGCAGACAAACCUGACGACGCCUGAUGUGCAGAGCGAUGCGGGCUUUGGAGGAGUUUAUUUCUACUUUCAAAGGAACAGUACCAUGCAAUUAGAUUUGUUCUUGGCUCAACACAGAACAAAAUCGGAGAUGGAUCUCUUGAUUUUUUUAAUGUAUCUGGAUUUCUACACGUUUUAGAUCGAUUGCAAUGAUGCACAUACAAAGCUGUGCUGUGCAUUGGUUAUUUCUGAAGUAUCUUGUGGAGAUGUGUAUUGAUUGGAAGUAGUUUGGUUGAAUUAAAAACAAUUUUCUACACCUUU